Molecule: messenger RNA, 2394 nt
Organism: Triticum turgidum subsp. durum (durum wheat)
Lineage: Eukaryota; Viridiplantae; Streptophyta; Magnoliopsida; Poales; Poaceae
Source: the annotation of a GenBank genome assembly
AUGGCUAGGGUUGUCACCCUCGAGCCGCCCGAGAGGGGCGAUGUGAGGGAAGGGAGGGAGGGCCUGAACCCCUCUGCACUGAAUGGUGGUCUUCCCUUGGGGGAUCUUCUCCUAGGAGGUCUUGGUCUCCAAUGGAGUAGGGGAAUCUGCUGCCCGUUGCGCCAUCGGAAGAACGUGAAGGCACUCCGGGAGGGUCUUAGCCCUCCCCACCAACGAACAAGACCGCCGCUUGAGCUCUCGCAGGACUGUAUGAGGAGGGAGACGAGGACUCCAACAACCCCCACAUUGCCCUCAACAUUCACUUGCACUUUGGGAAACGCCAGUAGAUUUGUUAUCCUCUAUCCUGCUAUGUCCUAUAUGGCCUAUGCCAUAGGAGGUGAGGAGCUACGAGGCUCAACCCUGUGCUGUCCGCAGACAUAUGGGGGAGCUUUUUUAGCACUUGCCCCUGGAGACACUCUAAGUGAAAUGAUAGCUUGUGUGGGUUAUUUCAUAAAGCUGUUCCGGUGGGCGGAGGGCACCCCUCACGGUUUCCCCCGCUCCGCCUCCGCAUUCGCCGCCGUCCUUGUCCCGCUCGCUGAGGCCAGGCGCAACCGCUCCGCUUAUCCCGUCUCCCUCCGCGCUAUCCAGGCUGGCCUUCUCCUUCCCCUCAUCUCUCUCCUCCUCACGUAUCCCCUGUCCCCCUCCUCCCACCACCUCCUCAACUUCCUCUUACGCAUGUCCACCAAGUUUGUGCCCGAAUGCCAAGCUCAGGACCCUGCGCCCACCAGCUGUUCGACACAAUGCCUUUCCGCCUUCCAAGAGAUGGCGCGUCAAGGUGUCGCCCCUUACGUCAAGGUGUGCAACUGCGUGCUCUCUGUGCUGUGCGACGCGGCCAGGUGGGACGACAUGCGUGCUGUGUAUUCAGAUAUGCUUCAGCUUGGGGUUGAGCCAUCCAUUGUCACAUACAAUACAUUGCUGGAUUCUUUUUGUAAGGCAGGGAGGAUCGAUCAGGCUGUCAUGCUGCUCAAGGAUAUGGAGGCCCAAGUUGCUGGCUGCUUGCCGAAUGAUGUCACCUAUAAUGUGGUGAUCAGUGGGCUGGCCAGGAAUGGUGAGCUGGACAAGGCGGCUCAACUGGUUGACAGAAUGCGGUUGUCCAAACAAGCGUCAGCCUUCACAUAUAAUCCACUUAUCAGUGGGUUGUUAGCAAGGGGUUUUGUUGAAAAGGCUGAUGCUUUGCAGCAGGAGAUGCAGAAUGAUGGCAUUGUGCCAACGGUGGUGACAUACAAUACAUUGAUUCAUGGGUUAUUUAAAAGAGGGAACGUGGAGGCGGCAGAGUUGAAAUUUCUGGAAAUGAGGGCAAUGGGGUUGCAGCCAGAUUUGAUUACUUACAAUUCCUUGAUAAAUGGACAUUGUAAGGCAUGUAAUUUGAAGCAGGCACUUUGGUUGCUUGGUGAUUUGAGACGUGCAGGGCUAGCACCGACAGUUAUGACAUAUAACAUCCUUAUAGAUGGCUAUUGUAGAUUAGGUAAUUUAGGGGGGGCUAUGAGAUUCAAGGAGGAGAUGAGAGCAGAGUGCUGCCUGCCCGAUGUUUGUACAUAUACUAUUCUUAUGAAUGGGUCAUGUAAGGUCAAGAACAUUGCUAUGGUAAGGGUGUUCUUUGAUGAAAUGCUGAGUAAGGGUUUAAAGCCAGACUGCUUUGCUUACAACACAAGGAUUUCAGCAGAGCUGACUCUAGGUGCUAUUUCCGAUGCUUUUCAGUUGAGGGAGGAGAUGAUGCCGAGUGGAAUUUCUUCCGAUACAGUUACAUAUAAUAUUCUUAUUGAUGGACUGUGCAAGGCUGGUAGCCUGAAAGAUGCCUAUGUGUUGUGGAUGAAGAUGGUCAGUGAUGGGUUACAACUUGACUGUGUCACAUACACUUGCUUGAUUCAUGCACAUUGUAAGUGGGGGCUUCUAAGGAAAGCAAAUAAUAUUUUUCGUGGCAUGGUUGCAAGUGGUUUGUCACCCUCGGCUGUGACCUAUACCAUUUUUAUUCACACAUACUGUAGGGUGGGAGAUCUUGAUUCAGCAUAUGGCUGGUUCCGGAAGAUGCUGGAAGAAGGAGUGGAACCUAAUGAAGUAACAUAUAAUGUGCUCAUGAAUGCACUAUGCCGGAUAGGGAGAACUGAAUUGGCUUAUCAAUAUUUUCAUGAGAUGCUGGAGAGAGGAUUGGUGCCAAACAAAUACACAUACACUUUGUUGAUAGACGGGAACUGUAAAGAAGGUAACUGGGUGGAGGCUGUAAGGCUGUACUGUGAAAUGCAUCAGAAAGGUAUUCAUCCAGACCAUUGUACACAUAAUGCCUUGUUUAAGGGAUUUGGUGAAGAUCACAUGCACGACACAAUUCAGUACUUGGAGAAUGUUGUUUUGGGUGCAUAG